Messenger RNA from Malurus melanocephalus (red-backed fairy wren), 1319 nucleotides. RefSeq lists its product as uncharacterized. NCBI's taxonomy places the organism in Eukaryota, Metazoa, Chordata, Aves, Passeriformes, Maluridae. Gene Ontology annotation, cellular component: intermediate filament. The coding region runs from base 161 to 859 and encodes 232 amino acids. The record is from RefSeq and is a predicted model, not a curated record. The transcript has 2 exons. Gene Ontology annotation, molecular function: structural constituent of cytoskeleton.
CAUAUGCAAAGCAGACGGGAAGGAUCAGAGCUGAGCCCUGGAAUUCCGAGAGCCCGAAAAUCAAUUUACAGACGGCAACAACAACGUCGGCAUCAUCAACAACAACAACAACAACAGCAUCAUCAUCGUCAUCCUGCCAGGGGUAAAAAAAAAAAACAGGAUGAGGAAUAUCCCGGAUAAAUCCCCGGAGUUUGGUUGGUUUGAGGUGGGAUCGGGAAUGAUGUCGACCUACGGCCAACUGCUCAGCGCCGGCUGCGCCUCCGCCUGCGAUGUGACCUGUCCCCAACCCUACGUCAACAGCUGCAGCGAGCCCUGCGUCGCMUCCUGCGGAGAUUCCCGAGCCAUCGUCUACGCCCCGCCCGUGGUCAUCACCUUCCCGGGCCCCAUCAUCAGCUCCUGCCCCCAGGAGAGCAUCGUGGGCACCGACAUCCCCCAAAUCGGMGGGGGAAUGGGCUCCGGAGGGGGYGGGAUGGGGUCUGGAGGUGGYGGAAUGGGRUCUGGAGGUGGUGGAAUGGGGUCGGGUGGUGGAAUGGGGUCAGGUGGAGGAAUGGGAGGUGGAAUGGGAUCUGGAGGWGGAAUGGGAGGUGGAAUGGGAUCYGGAGGAGGAAUGGGAUCCGGGGGYGGGAUGGGCUCCUGCGGGAGCGGAGGUGGCGGCGGUGGCUACGGGAUGGGCUCGGGUGGCUCCUGCGGAGGGAUGGGAGGCGGCUCCUACGGCGGGGAGGGCUCCUGCGGGGGCGGGAUGUCCCGUCUGGGCAGCCUCUACCGCGGCUCCUACUCGUCCGGCUUCGGUAGGAAUUAUUACCCCAACUUUUCCCGGGGCUAUUACAGGUAUCGCUAYGGGAACUACGGGCCUUUUUAACCCUGGGAGAACUGGGGGAUAGCCRAAGGAAAAAUAGGAUUCAAAAAGUAGUUGUUGUUGACACCCAGGCGUUCCGAGUGGCCUCUGCUCCGGCCCAUCCGGCGGGAGCCGCGGUUGUUYGGGUCUCGCCGCGCUUUAUCCAAGGCUUAGGACCCCGAUGUUCCCUCCCCCGUGUCCCCUGUUUGUGUUUUGUACUCCCCGAACCCCAAGAGUCGAACCGGCCAUGGGACUUGGCCGAGAAAGUGUCCAGCUGGAAAAAGAACGUCUUGGAAUGACCGCUGGGUUGGAGUCCCGGCUGAAAUGCGGAUUCCAAAACGGGAACCCUGAAAUGGGAACCCUGAAAUGGGAAUUCUGAAAUAUGGGAACCCUGAAAUGGGAAUUCUGACAUGGAGAUUCUGUUUGUUGACUCUUCACUGCCCCGUCCCACUUUUUGUUUGUAUUAAAACCCUGUUGCAUCACA